Cladophialophora psammophila CBS 110553 is the source of this 435-nucleotide messenger RNA. Its product is annotated as NADH-ubiquinone oxidoreductase subunit. The record is from RefSeq and is a predicted model, not a curated record. Gene Ontology annotation, cellular component: membrane. Gene Ontology annotation, biological process: response to oxidative stress; mitochondrial respiratory chain complex I assembly. NCBI's taxonomy places the organism in Eukaryota, Fungi, Ascomycota, Eurotiomycetes, Chaetothyriales, Herpotrichiellaceae. The transcript has 4 exons. Bases 1 to 435 code for a protein of 144 amino acids.
AUGUCCACCAUCACCCGCACCCUCCGUAACCUUUGGCGAGUCGGCCUCCGAGACUAUGGCCACCAGAUGCAGUAUAUCGGUGACACAAAGGCUGGUACAUUCAUUGGAAUGGACAGAUAUGGCAACAAAUACUACGAGAACUUGACCGAAGAGCUUCCCUUGCGGACACGAUGGGUCGACUACAAGGACAGGGAGCUUGACGCGGGCCAAAUCGAUCCAGGCUGGCAUGCCUGGAUCAGCUACUUGGUCGACAAGCCCCCCGUCGAAGACAAGAUCUUGCAGUGUGGAUUACGCCCAUGGGAGAGCAAAGAGCCCAAGAUCAACUUGACCCAGAGCAGAGGAGCUUAUCGUCCAUAUUCUACUACCAAGCCAAAGUACAGCGCAUGGGAUCCUGUCGCUAAACCCCGAGAUGGUUCAACCCCGUUUGCUGCCUGA